CCAGGCCCUGACAAACACUACCUUGUACAUCAUCCCUGUCUGGUCACUCCUAUCUCCUCCUCCAACCAGACGCACAUAACCAACCGCAGACUUCAUCCGACGAGAGUCUGACUCGAAAGCAGUGGAUCUACAGAUUGCCCAUCUGGCUCAUCCGUCAUGUCCUUUACGUUCAUUGUUACGAUGAUGCUUCUGGGGUCUUCAGUGGUGAUUGCAUUUGUCUUGCAACCAUCCAAGGAAGAUCCUGCAUCCUCUGCUACCUCUGCUGUUUCCCAUCACAGGUGCCAGGGUGAAUCGUUGCAGUCCAUCAAGAAGAGUCUCCUCGGGGCUCUCAACUUGCAGGCUGAGCCAUGGCUGCCUGUAGGUGGGCUGGACAGUGUCAGAGAGCGAUGGAGUAACACCUUCAGCACCAUUGUACACACGGCCAAGGACACUGCACUUCCAGCAGUCUCUGGCUACUCUGACGGUGGAAACAGUACAAGCCUGAAGUGCUGUUCCAUGGCCCGCGAGAUCUUCAUGAAAGAUCUUGGCUGGGACAACUGGGUGGUCCAUCCUGCCAGCCUCACCAUCGUUCAGUGUGCAAUCUGCAACCCUGAAGUGAGCACUGUGCAGUGUCCAUCAUCCCACACCAAUGUCCAGGAUGCCGACUCACAGGUCCAGAUGCCAUGUUGUCAGCCCACUGCCCAUGAAAUGGUGCCCGUCCUCUACGUGGACAAAUUCAGCACCCUCGUUAUAUCCUCCGUGCAACUGACCCGCAGCUGCAGCUGUGGACCUGGCAACAUCCAGCAGCCCAGCGAAGAGUAAUAUGUUCAUAGCCUUGAGUAUGUGACAUCGGUGAGCCGACUGGCACACACGCAAAAACAUAGAGUACAUAAAAAGUAGAUAAUAUCAAUAUAUGUAGGUAUUCUCUCACAAACACUUUAGCUGCUUUUUCAGACUGUUUCUCUUUAGUUGUAUAUGUUAUCUAAGAUCUUAGACUAUUCAACACUGAGUGUGGGAACCACAGCAAAGUCUAGUGAAUUACUAAGUUUUGCAUUCCUGUUUCUCUUCUGACCAGAAAGAGUGAUAAAAGUGCCAGUGCAUGUUUGUUGAGCCAGCCAACCAUAAAACUGAUCAAUUAUGUUUUAGUUGCAUAGAUGACUGAGUCCAAUCACACCUUAUUACUUCACCUUAUUAAAAUCACAAUCUACAUUUGUGUGCUAUUGUGUUCAAUUAACAGUUACCAACAAUUAAGAUUAGAUAGAUUUUGCAUUGCAUAGAAAAUGCAUUUCUGUAUGCAAAUCCAAGUAUUUCCCCGAGUACCAAGAGCUGCAAACAACUAAGUGAAGUGCAGCUGACACACUUGUGAUAAAUGCGGCCAGUUUAUCUUUGAAUAAAUCUCAUGAGUGCAGAGUGCUAUUUAAAGCCACUAAUCGUUACUGAGUGUUCCCUCCAAAAAUGUGUAACUGUCCAGAGCCAAAUCCUCUCACAGCCCAGUUGUCUCUUCUCUGAUCUGUGGAACGGCUAUCUCCACUUAUGGAAAAAAAAAAAGUCAAUUUAAUCUCAACAUGCAAACUAAGUUCAAAUCAAAAUGCAUAGUUGUUUCUUUAGAGUGCAAAUCUACAACCAGUUGUAAAUUAAGUGUCCUGUAUUGGUUGCCAAUUUGAUGCACAAAUGUUUGCAUAGAGAGUAAUAAGAGAAGAUUGUGUUCACCAGCUAAACCCUGCACCUAAAACUCCUAUCAUUUCUUCUGGGCAGGAACUGCAUCUGCUGGAUUUGCUCAGAAACAUUCAUUUGUCACGCUCUAUUUUCAUGUUUCCUCUGAUAGAAAAGAUAAAGGGGACAAUGCUGCCUUGCAAAGCCAAAAAAAUGUUACUUUAAAUUGGUUAAUCAAACUGUUCUGGUUAUAACAAAGGCAUUCUUUGCCAUGCAAGAAAACAUAAUGAUGUGGGCAAAACAUAGAAUUACAUAAAAGGUGUAAAUCAAUGAAUCAAUGAAGUACUUUCUCUGUAAAUACUUUAAAUCACAUCUUACUACUCUUAAUGUGACUUGUAAUUGUGGCUAGCAACAUCAUCAUCAAAGUCAAAUGAAACUGUGUCCAAAUUAACAGAAAUGCUCAAUUGAUUGUUUUAUUUUCAUACCUACAGCCGACUGCAGAAACGAGACUGAUUCAGAUUUGUUCGGUGUCUGUUCUAUUAUUUUUUCUGUUAAGUCAUACAUGAAUCAUUUUUUAUUUAGAUAAUAUGUGCUUUUAUAUACAUUUACAGUUUACAGUUUUUUCCCAUAUGUCUCUUUGACCAUUUGUCAUGAUUGGUUACAGUUCUCAGCUGUGAUUUCAGUGUUUGUUUGUUUUUUAACACAUUUUUGUUUGUCAUUUGGUUGUAUCCUUCCACUCACUUGACAGAGUUACCUCACCAUUCAUGUUUUUUCACUAGUGGACUAUUACUAAUCAAUACAUUAAGAUCAAAUGCAAAAUAUUGUUUAUGCUUGUGACACUUGCCAUCUUAAUCAUUUGUACUGAUUUAAUGAUUCCUUACUCACAAUCAUUUGAAUAAAGGUGAUUUAAAUCAA
Molecule: messenger RNA, 2547 nt
Organism: Thunnus maccoyii (southern bluefin tuna)
Lineage: Eukaryota; Metazoa; Chordata; Actinopteri; Scombriformes; Scombridae
Gene: gsdf
Product: gonadal somatic cell derived factor
Exons: 5
Coding region: 157-801 (214 amino acids)
Biological process (GO): SMAD protein signal transduction; BMP signaling pathway
Cellular component (GO): extracellular region
Molecular function (GO): growth factor activity; cytokine activity
Source: RefSeq, a predicted model, not a curated record